This is a messenger RNA of Diorhabda sublineata, 2345 nucleotides long. It is a transcript of the gene Ets97D, whose product is annotated as DNA-binding protein Ets97D. The transcript has 9 exons. Gene Ontology annotation, cellular component: nucleus. Gene Ontology annotation, molecular function: DNA-binding transcription factor activity, RNA polymerase II-specific; sequence-specific DNA binding. Bases 194 to 1657 code for a protein of 487 amino acids. NCBI's taxonomy places the organism in Eukaryota, Metazoa, Arthropoda, Insecta, Coleoptera, Chrysomelidae. Gene Ontology annotation, biological process: cell differentiation; regulation of transcription by RNA polymerase II. The record is from RefSeq and is a predicted model, not a curated record.
GCUUCCUCUUAUAGAAGCUAUCCAUAUAGAAGUAUUACAUAUAUGCUAUAGACAAUGUGUUAAAUUAAGUUUUCGGAAACAAGAAAUAAACUUAUGUCUGGUCAAACGAAAAAGUGGAAGAAGGCCAUAAAAAAGAAGAAUAUCUAACCCCUCAAAGUGAGUAAAACUAAACAUUAAACUGGUAUUUUCAAUAAUGGAAAAAAAUAAGGAACAAACAUUCAUUUUAAGCUUAAACGAUUUUGGACAAAAGAUUUGUACAUCUCAAUCGGAACCAGGGAAAAAGUAUAUUUUAGAUGAUGAAGGUAAUAUGUCGGAAUAUUAUCCAGAAACAGCUAUUUGCGCCGUUAAAUUAGAUUCCCAUUUAAAUAGCGAAGACGAUAGUAAUGGUACAAGUAACAGUGAAGUACAGCAUAUUAACUCAUUAGAAGAUCCUACUCAGUUAGGUAUAAUGAAUUCUUUAGAUGGAGUUUCAGAAUUUGAAGAGAACCUUAUGAAUGAAUUAGAUUCCGAUUUCAUGAACAUGGUACCUAAUCCCCAAUCGCAACAUAUUAUGCAACAUAUGGAUAUAAGGGAACCUUUGACUAAACUUCGAAAACUUAUAGAAAACAGAUUGGGAGUAGGACUACAAGGAUAUGUCUUUGCAUUGCAGGGUGUUCAAAUUUUGGAUGAUGAUAAAAAUCUGGUUGAACAGUGUGUUCAAGGCGAAGGACUAGUUCAAGUUAAUGUACAGGUUCAAACAAAUCUUAAAAGAAUCAAUAUCAUUGAUGUAUUGAAACCCGCAGAAGAUUACGUUCAUAUAGAGGAUACCGAUGUAGAAGAUAUUUCUACCAAAGAAGAAUCUGAGCAAGUAAAAGCUACAGAAACAAUUAGUAAAUCGAAGAAUAUUGUUCAAUGGCAAGUCGAUGCAAAUUAUAAAAAGGAACAAGAAAGACUGAAAAUUCCAUCUGAUCCAAAAGAAUGGACUACUCUCCAAGUUAGACAUUGGGUACAGUGGGCGGUGCGCCAAUUCAAUUUAACUAAUAUUAAAUUGAGCGAUUGGUUGAUGGAUGGUAGAGAAUUGGAUGCAUUAACCAUACAGGAUUUUCAAAAAAUUGUUCCUAGCGAUCCAGGAGAUGUUUUUUGGACACAUCUCGAAUUAUUAAGAAAAAUGAAAGUUGUAGCAACAAAGAAGGAAGAGUCAACGAAAAGAAUCAUACCAAAAAUUGUGAAAGUCAAUAAGGGAUCAAAAAAAGAUCUAAAAAUAAUGAACUACUCUACUAAUGUACGAUACUUCGAUCCUGCUAGUUAUGCAGCGGGUAAUAACAAAAGUGGAAAUAAUGGUCAAAUACAAUUAUGGCAAUUUCUUUUGGAACUUUUAACAACUAGAGAAUACAAGUCCAUUAUCCAAUGGAUCGGCAAAGAAGGAGAAUUCCGUUUAAAUCAUCCAGAAGUGGUGGCGCAUUUAUGGGGAGAAAGAAAAAAUAAACCGAUGAUGAAUUACGAGAAACUUUCCAGAGCAUUAAGAUAUUAUUAUGAUGGAGAUAUGAUUUCAAAAGUUCAUGGGAAGAGAUUUGUGUAUAAAUUUGUAUGCGAUUUGAAACAACUUUUAGGUUACAGCGCGGUAGAAUUGUCAAAUUUAGUGAAACAUGGAAAUCCAAAUGAUUUAAUUGAAUGUUAAGAAGAAUAAUUUCAAAAUUUGACAAACAACAAGAACAAUUCCAGAAUUUUCAAACUGUGAUACUGUUUUAUCUUAAAUAAUUGUGUUGGUUGAAUGAAAUUUACUGUACAGGUGGUUUUUUGUAUCAAAAUUGUUUUUUGUUUAAAAUUAAAUAAUAAAUUAUUUGAAAGGCAUCACUUUGUUUUUUCAAUAUAAAUAAAGUAUCUACCCCGAUCUUAGUGUCUCUAGCCUGGCUUUGUAAAAUCUUGACAUGAUGCAAUGCAAUUCAAGUCGCAUUAUUUCUUUAUCAAAACCAUGCAGAUCAACUGACCUUCGUAAACUUAGCUUCGUUAUUUUCAUUUUUAAACUAUGAACAAAAUCUUAAAAAAGCUUAAACUUAAAAGUUUAAAAUAUACUAUUGAAAAUUUCGAAUAUACAAAAAAUCGCUUCCAGUGGCACCGCUUGGCAAAGCUCCAAUUGCAACUGGCUUUUAUUGAUAAGAAUUUUUAGAUGAAAAUGGCACCAACAGAAUACAGUGAGGAAAGUUUGUUAUAUUAUGUACAUUGCAUUAAAAUAACUAAUUCUCAAUGUGAAAUUUUGUAAAUAAAAUACAAAUAUCCGAAUCUAUUAAAUUUAACAAUGUAUCUAUAUAAUAUUUUGCAUUAUAUUUGUAUUAAAUAAUUUCAUUAAAUAACAGUCCUUUAUUUAA